UUAGAAAUAACUGUAAAUCAAAAGAAAACAACAAAUACCACCAAACCUACAGAACUUGAAUUGAUAUUGUAAGUAAAAUUGAUAACAUAAAUCACAAAUUUUUCCACAUUGUUUAUUCAGUAAAACAAAAGUUUUCAUGUACGGCAAAGAUAAACGAUGAUACUGAAAGGCAGAUAUCCUGGAUUUUGGCUCGAAUCCGGACAAAAGGGUGAAAACAUUGUGAGAUGUUUGGUGUUAUUUUGACAUUUUCACACAUUUCCCAGGGAGUAAUUUAUGGAUCUUGAUGAAAAACAAAUCAGGCGUAUGUAGGGGACUGAUUAUGAAUGUGUGCAAUUUGCAGCUUGAUUGAAUUUAGGGGGACAGGCUGUUGGGCCUUGGCGGAGGCAUGAGCUCUAUUGAGGGACAUUGUAGUUUAGUCCUGCUUGCCAAAUUUUAAAACCUCAGUGCCAGAAGAAAAUCCUCUUAUUUCUGGGCCAAUAUUGUUUAACUGACAUUGGUCCCCAUAAGCUGCUGCUCACGCCACAAGACCAGGUGAAUCUGGAGAAGAGAAAAACCCUGAGUGUAUUCAAUUGAGCAAAUGUCUCUUCUAUUGCUUGCGAGAUUCAUUUGCAAAAUUUGGAAUAUGCUACUUCCGCUUUCCAAAAGUGUAGUCUCACUUUCAAGUAAUUUAUAACAAUUUAAGGUUUAAAAAUAAUGAAAUAAUGAAAAAUAAAAAAAACACAGUUUCCCUCCAACACCGAAGGAUGUCAGUGAUGUCAGUGCCAGAUGUGGUGUUGUCUGUUGUCAUGGAGACCAUUUUGAGCGAGUGAUGUCAAAUUCACAUGCUGUCAUGGCAACACUGACGCACUGUGAUGUGAGUGUGAAACAGUGUUUGUUAAGAGAGUAAACACAGGGAGCCCUAACAAAAGUACGACCGGUACAGGGGUGUGUUCUAGGACACGCUUGUGUCCGUCUUCUGACUGAAGACAGGAACCAGAGGAACGACAGAGGAACAGGACACGGUCAGGAAACUUGUCUGUCCAGAGGAGCUGCUGGAGCUCAGGUCUACCAGGAAGAUUCUGGACAUCCUCCAACAUGAUGUUCUUCAUUCAUGUUUACAGUUGGAAACUGUUCUAUUCUGUGCACACCACACGUACUACAUGUUUGUUCAUUCUGAUUGACCCAGUGUGACCCUCAGAUGGCCGUGGUCUGGGACCCCUCCCUGUUAAAAAGCCAGUGAAACAGGCAUAAGAGCUUUGGUGGGCGGAUGGGACAAUGGCCAAGAAAGAACCCAUUUGAUUUUGGCGUAGAUCCACACAGAGGAGGGGGGGUGUUUAAUCCAUGGACCCGUCCAUCACGCUGUGGCAGUUCCUGCUCCACCUGCUGGACGACCAGCGGCAGCGUCACCUGAUCUCCUGGACAGGUGAGGACGGAGAGUUCAAGCUGCUGGACGCCGAAGAGGUUGCACGACUGUGGGGUCUCCGCAAGAACAAGCACAACAUGAACUACGACAAGCUGAGCCGAGCACUAAGAUACUACUAUGACAAGAACAUCAUAAAGAAGGUGAGCGGCCAGAAGUUUGUCUACAGGUUUGUCAGUCAGCCUGACCCCUCGCUGCCAGAGGGGGUACGAAACGGAGAGGAGGGCAUCAGGAGGGACGACACCGACCCGACCAACCAAUCAAGAGGCCUCGGGGGCGUGACAUCACCCUGUCCGUCCAAGGGCUUGCCCCAGCGCUCGUCACCUAGCAGCUCCCAGAAAAGCUCCAGAAACGACUACAUGAAGUCGGGUCUCUACUCCACCUUCACUAUCCAAUCACUGCAGGCCUCGCCCAACCCACGACCAAUCAAAACAGAGCUCCUGCUGCAACAGGAUCCCACGGCCAAGGUCGAUCGCAUGCCUAGAGAGGUUUGUGUAUUGUCAGAGUCUAAAUCUUCGUCAGUAGGUGGAGCUGUUGAGUCUGCUCUCCAGGUGAUCGUCACUCAGUCGUCUCCAUGUCCGACUCCGGCGCUCAGUCCUCAGAUACCAACCAACGCCACCAGCCAAUCACAGAAUCCUCCUGCUCCCCUGAGCGACCCUCCGCAGAUUUAUCUCACCAGCGUUGGGGAUCCGUCCUCCCUCACCCCCCUCAUCCCCAUGGGUCCUGUUGGCGGGUCGGUGAGUCCGGUCCCUCCCCCCCAUGUUUCAAUGGGCCUUCAGGGGCUGCAGCAGGAUGACUGUGGGGGAGUCACUAACCACCCUUCAAGCUUUCCACCUCACACCCAAACUGCUCCUCACCAAACUCACCCCCAGUCCGUCUUUGUCAUCAUCAACCCACCUCCUCAGCAGCAGCAGCAGCAGCAGCAGCAGGCUGCCAUGGCUCCUGCUCCUCCCUCUGUUGCUCUUCCUGCCCGUCCUCCUCCUCCCCCCAUUGUCAUCAAGGAGGAGAACCUACCGUCAGAGGAGGAGCUGCUGGAGAUGGUGUCUCUUGAGGAGAAACAGAUGGAGGAGGUUCCACAGCUGAUCUGUGACUCGGGUGACUCGGAGCCCACCACCACCACCAUCGUGGAGAGUCCGCCCCCUCCCUGCAUGGAGCCCAGGGAUGGAGGGCAACAGCCUGCAGGGGAGGCAGUGGAGGGGGGGUACAAAGGCACACUAAUAGAUCCCUCCGUCCCUCCCGUGACCCCCACCGCAGCUGUGACCCCUCCUGUGACUUCCAGGUCAGAUGUUGCUCCUCCAAAACCAAAGAAGCCACGGGGCCUGGAGCUGCCCUCCUCCCCCUCCCUCCCCCCUGGCCUCUCCCUGGAUAAGGUUAAUGCAGCUGUAAACAGUUUGCUGGCUCCUGGAUCAGCGACCAACACGCUCACUCCGACUGUCAUCACCUCCCAUGCGCUGACUCCGGUCCUGUUGACUCCCAGUCCUCUCCCCUCCACCAUCCACUUUUGGAGCACGCUCAGUCCCAUCGCUCCUCGCUCCCCAGCCAAACUCUCUUUCCAGUUUCCAACCAAUGGCAGUAAUCAGAUCCACAUCCCAGCUCUAAGCGUCGACGGCCUCUCCACCCCAGUGGUGCUCUCCCCGGGCCCCCAGAAACCCUGAGCCCCCUGCCCACCUUGCACAGCUCCUUACUGGGCUCAGGACUCACAUGACGGGCCCCUGGCCUUCUGGAAGGUCAGAGGAGAACUGGAUCUGGACUGACUGUGAAACACUCCCGCUCAAAACAGGAACCAUGAAGUGUUUCAGCUGCAUCGCAUGAUGGGUAAGAGCAGCAAAGUUGAUGGUUAAUGAGGACCUUUCACUGGUGGAUCUGUUCACAGAUGGAGAAUCACUGUGGAAACCAGUUUGAUGAACGUCAAAAUCUCCAAACUCUUCUGCCGACCCUUCAGCAGAAUGUUUUAAAUGUGCAGAGAGCAGGAGGAUGUGUCAGUGUCAUCUCCCUGGUUCCCUCUUUCAGCCCUUUUACAGUUAUUGUAAUGGCCUCGAACAAAAUGACACUUCUCUGCACUUAAAAGCGUCACGAGUGGCCGAUGAGGAGGGAUAUUUCUUCUUCUGAGCAUUUUAACUGACGGUCCUAUUUUAGGACAAAGAUCGUUUUUACCUUGUGAACAAUUGUUCCUCUUCAGCCUGACCGACUGAUUCAGUGAAUGAUGAGACAACUUGGAGAAAUGUUGAAAAGAAAAACAUUCAUUUUACUUUUUUUUGUCGACUGAGCAAGGAUGUUUGCAUACGACUUUUAAAACCAGUUAAGGGAUUUUUGUCUUUGCUCUUAUUGGCCGUUUUUUUAAGGCCACGCCUUUCCACACUUAUGCAUGGCCUGUUAUUGGACUGAACUCCUCAGCAUUACUUUGAACUGACCAAUCUCAGAGCUGGGAUGAUGAUGACGGUGGACCCUCAUCGCUUUAUAAUCAGCCAAGUUAUUUCUCUAUGAAAGUCUCAGUACAGGACAGAUUGUAUUUUUUCUUAAAGAGUCUUUGAAGAAGUUUUAUUCUUUGACUUUUCAGGUGCGAAACUUGUUUGGAAUAAAGGGUUUUAUGACGUCUGAUGACACAGUCACAUUCCUCUGGCUUUAAAAUGUCAAUAGAAAAGUUUGAUUUACUGAUUGAUAUUAGUGUAUUGUUUUAAUUCAGUGUUCAUUCUAGACGUACAGUAGAUUUUUCUCAAGGAGCUCUGAUUGAUGAAUGUUUUCUUGUUCUCGAAUGCCUCGGAUUCACAGCCUCGUAAUAAAUCUGUAGCGAUGUUGUCACAAGUCGACUACUCCAUCGUCGCUCCAAGAAAAGAAAUCCCUGCUCUUACUUUUCACUAUCGCUUUUCCUCUUUUGAAGUAUCUGUAACUAACUAACUGCAGAGAAGACAAUCUGCUGUUUAAACCAGCACAUGACCAGUGGUUGUUUUAGUUUUAAAAUUUUAAAGUCUUCUUGUGGGCGUAGCCUUUGUCAGAGCGUCAGUGAACCCGGUAUUCACACCAACAGUGAACAGUCCUCACAGAACGGACCUCUAAGCAAGUUGCAACCCACCGUGAUGUCACCCGUUGGUAGGAGAUACCGUUAUGAAGCCUUGAGUUAAGCAUUUUGACCAGUGCCAUCUUGGUUCUUUGGAACCAGACGUAGGAGCAGGGGGUGGGUCUGACUGAGAGCUCAUCCACUGGGCGUCUGCAACAAUCCACUGAUUGGACCUUACUAGCUGUCAAUUACGCUGUAUCCAUGCUUCACUGCAAUACCGUGCUUUAUCGUCUAUUUUACUCUAAAUGAGACCCCAAUUAAAAAUGUUUACAUCAUGCUGUAUUGAAGAUGACUCGAAACUAGCCAUUUAGACUGUAAACUUCCCAGGAAAAUAUUAGCUAUUUGUAUAAAUCAAGUGAUAAAGUAGAGUCAGUCUCUCAUAGACUUCUAUAGCAUUUGACUUCUUUUUGCAACCAGUGAGCCGUCCUCUGCUGGUGAUUCCAGAGAAUAGAGGCUUCAGGCACUUCCACAUUGACUUCAUUUUUCGGAUCUGGUGACUAUGUCAGUGGACAGAGAGCUGGAGACGCCAAAGUGGAUGAUGCUCACUAUAUGUCACCGUCCAGUUAAUUGAAGCUGCUCUGUCAGAGUAUUAACCACUCCACGGCACAGAUGCAUUAUGGUCCAUAACUUGUGGCAACAUCGGAAUCUGCAGAAAGAUAGAUGCGCUUUUUCUAAAAACCAAGGAGUUUAAUUUUUUAUUCCCUCAAAAAAUCCAAAGUGAGGAUGAACUGACACGUGCACUGGUUCUUCUGAAAAGACUGUUGUUGUUGAUGUUGAUGUUGUUGAUGAUGUUGUUGUGGUUUGUGAUGCUAGCUGAACUCUGGUUGCCAUGGUAACCCGACCUGACUGUUGCCGAGCCUGCAGGCUGCUGCUGUUGUUGUCGCUGAAGCUCCUCGUGUUGACGCUGUUGACGCUGUUGACGUGUUUCUAUGCUUCUGUGUGUGACGACAAGGCUGCGGACUCUCUGUCUAUCACACACACACACACACAAACACACACUUUUGUCAUUAUGUAUCUGGGAGGACACUUAUUGACAUAAUGCAUUCCCAUGUCCCUCGCUGUAACCUGAACAUGGAUCUAACCUGAUCCUUAAAACCAGGUCUUAAUCUUGAACUGGACAAAAUAACAGACCAAACUCACAGCCAUAGAAACACACACACACACACACACACACACACACACACACACACACACACACACACACACACACACACACACACACACACACACACACACACACACACACACACACACACACACACACACACACACACAUGGACCUUCAGAAGCUGAGUGAAGCUGGACCCUGUGUUUUUAGACGUGACAUUGGAUGUUUCAUAGUUUAUUCAGUGUAACUGAAGCUGAAUCAGUUUUAUAAGCUGCUGCAGAGCUAAGUAAAUUACACUUGUACUAUUUCAACGUUGAACCAAAAUCACUGAUGAUCUGAUAGGCCGAGGGCUGGAGGAAUCAGAGAGGAAGUGUCCCAUAGUAUUUGUGUUGGAUAAUGUGUGACGUCCAAAGACGAUAGUAAAUAAAGAUUGACCACUUCCUCCCAUUGUACAAAAAUGAAGCUAAAAUGUCUCUACUAUUGACGUGAUUUGGAGCCAGAGCUGGUGCAGUAGUGAUCUUGGAGUAGAUUGAGGUCCCGCCCAUACGGGCGCUCAAUCAGUCAGUCAGUCUCAGCUGUCAAUCAUAAUGUCUUAGCCAAAGGUAGAAGAAGACUUUAGUGAUCAACAACUGUUAACUCACAGAUGCCCCCGCACAUCUAAACCUCUGUUCAGGAAAAAGGGGAUAUCGAUAUGAAAAUAAAAAAACAGCCUCAGAUCAGCUCCUGACGGUGCCAUUUCCCAGCCUCAGCAGUGACGUGAACGCACCUCCAAGCCAUCGUGUUUGACUGUUCUUUCGCAGCAUGACUCUAUUUUUCUAUCAGAGAUGAUGUGUUUUAUUUUGUGAAUAAAAGCUUAGAGUGACGAAGCCUUAAAGAUUCUGAGCUGCAUCGGA
Scophthalmus maximus (turbot) is the source of this 6455-nucleotide messenger RNA. It is a transcript of the gene elk1, whose product is annotated as ETS transcription factor ELK1. The record is from RefSeq and is a predicted model, not a curated record. NCBI's taxonomy places the organism in Eukaryota, Metazoa, Chordata, Actinopteri, Pleuronectiformes, Scophthalmidae. Gene Ontology annotation, cellular component: nucleus. The coding region runs from base 1321 to 3054 and encodes 577 amino acids. The transcript is spliced from 11 exons. Gene Ontology annotation, biological process: cell differentiation; regulation of transcription by RNA polymerase II. Gene Ontology annotation, molecular function: DNA-binding transcription factor activity, RNA polymerase II-specific; sequence-specific DNA binding.